Rhopilema esculentum is the source of this 2045-nucleotide messenger RNA. RefSeq lists its product as uncharacterized. Lineage: Eukaryota; Metazoa; Cnidaria; Scyphozoa; Rhizostomeae; Rhizostomatidae. The record is from RefSeq and is a predicted model, not a curated record.
UGAUUCUGCGCCAAAAGGAGGCUUCGAAGGCACAGGGGACCAAGAAAUUGAAGCAAGAGGUAGGAAAUGGAGGACGAUGACUUCAUGAUCGAUGAAGAUUUUGAUACUGAAUUAUCAUUUCGUGAUUUACGACGAUUAAAAGAUGUCCACUGUAAGGCAGGCUACAGGGAUGGAUUGAAUGAUGGCCAAGAAAGUACAUUACAAAAUGGAUUCAACAGAGGCUUCUCUGAUGCUGCUAUUAGAUACAAGAUGAGUUCAAAACUCAGGGGAUCACUCAGUGCCAUGAUCCUGUUCUUUGAUUCAAAGAAUGAAAAACUGUGUCAAGAUUUGAAGAUGUUCUUGAGUGACAUAAAAGCCUUAGAAGAUAUGGAAACAGAAAUUGAUCAUUGUACAAACAACAGGACUCGUAAAAAAGACCAAAGUAAUUGCAGAAGUGAAUGUGAAUUGGACAGUACAAAUCUAGUGGAUGUAGAAAUGAUGAUAGACAAUAUUUCUCUUAGCAAUGACAAAAGUCCUGUACAAGUUAAUGAAUCCCACAAUGUAUCUACACAUAACUGCUGUUGUGGUAAUCCAGCAUCUGUAAAUGCCAAUUCACACAUACAAACAGACAUUUUGAAGACUUGUAAGUGUUCUUCUGCAACUACAAUAAUGCAAGAAGAUAGGGAAAGCAGAACAAAACUGAAGUAUGCAUUUGAUAUUGAAGAAAAAUUUGAAGAACUUGAAGUAAUUUUAAGGAGACAUCAAAUAUCUAGCCGACUGAUUGAAAAAUUAAGGGAAUAUUCACUUUGAGAUAGAUAGAUGGAUUUUCUUGACCAUGGAGUUCUUUUGUUGCUUUAGGUUAAAAUAAUGUAAAUAAAUUGUUGAUUUAAUGUCAACAAAAUUUACAAAGGUAUACAAACAGAAUAUAUUUUUGAAAAUGACCCUAAAACCGCUAUCAACUUUUCCAAUUCACUGCAAACAAACUCUUUUCAGGUUGAUAAAUGUCAAAUUCAUCUGAUCUCAUCUAAUUUCCAAAUGCUUUUCUGAAGCAUACAUUGGUCAUAUUCGAAGGUAAGGGCCAAGCCCAUCAUUUGCAUUAACUAUAUGUGUGGCUAAUUUGUCUUAUGAAUCUCACCAAGCAUUUUGCAUGCAUCUAAAAGCUCAUUAUUCAGGUCCUUGUGAAAUUUUUCAUAAGUCAGUAACUUCUGAUCAACUUGUUCCCAAUGGUUUUUUAAAUCUUUCACUUGUGCCUUGAUAUUUUUAAGACUAGCUUGAAAAUUUAACCCAGGCUUGUCAUUUCUAUGCCCUUUUAAUAGGGAUUCUUUCUUUCUGGUACAUCCUUUGACGCUAUGUGAUGCUUCAUUGUCUAAAAGAACAUUUCUUGUCUUUAUAGGUGCUUGUUUUUCUUUCAGCUCAGAAAUUUCUUUUCUGUCCCAAUAAUCGAAUGGUUCUUGAGGGAGCAAAUAUGAGUAUUCUACUCGUGUCUCGUCUAAAGAAGUAAUGCCACUGUCAUUGUCCUCAUUAUUCGCAUCUUCAUCAAAUCCAUUUUCAGUUGCUUUCUGCUUCAUGAAAGGCACUAAGUUUAGAAAAUAAAAAUUAUGAAUAUAACCUCAAAGAGUAGUUGCCUGAUGAUCACAUCAAGCAUGAAACUCAGAGUAGCAACUUAGAAUUGUCCUGUUCUAUUUACCAAAAGCCUGUAAUCUCAUAGAGGUUUCCUAGAUAUUUAAUAGCUUUAGUAGUAAUAGCAAUAAUAAUUUCCCUCCAAUAAGCUGUGUUGUGCUCAAAUUUAAUCUCUUCGUUUCAUUAAAUUCCUUAUCAUCAGGGUAGGGCCUCCAUGAUGUAAUAUAGAAACAGACAUUUCAUGUCUUUGGUCUCUAUACCAAUGGUCGGGGGUGGAGCUUCACUUGAAUUUUGAAAAUGUCAUAAUGUUGUUAUGUUUCUAUGUUUUUAUGUGAUGCAUUCUGUCAGUCUGUGUUUCUUUGUUUGGGGAAAUGCAAAGAUUUUCAGGGGGUUCUCAAUAAUAGUUUUUAUAAUUUUAUUUUUUACAAGUGUUAUGUCUUUUCCAC